Chara braunii is the source of this 1834-nucleotide messenger RNA. NCBI's taxonomy places the organism in Eukaryota, Viridiplantae, Streptophyta, Charophyceae, Charales, Characeae. The record is from the annotation of a GenBank genome assembly.
AACUCGACACAUUGACACCGGAGGACUUCCAAUGGUUGCCUCUUCCCCCAUCUGGUUCCUUGCCGAAGCCGCAUUGCAACGCCCUAAUGGCGGAGCUACGGCUGCUACGCAACUACUUGCACGCUGCAGUACCAGCUCCGUUGAUGGAAGAUAGAGUAACGGUUGUUGACCUUCGCAAGUACAUUGCGAAGAUUGACCGCGAGUACGACACGCAACGGUACGACGGCACCGACGCACCGUUACUCUACGUCCACAUUCAGAUCGGGAAGGCGACCUGCAGCGCCUUGAUUGAUUGUGGAGCUGCUCGCAACUACAUCAGCCAGAAUUUCAUGACCCGCACCGGCCUUGGGCCGCACGUUCGAAGGAAAUCGCAGCCCACGCAAGCCACGUUGGCCGACGGUCGUACGCACAAGUCCAUUGACCGGUGCAUUGACUUCGUCCCCGUGUACUUCGCCCCGCUUGCACGCGAGGCCGUGUCCUUUGACAUAUUGGACACGAAGUUCGACAUGAUCUUGGGCAUGUCAUGGCUGCGCAGUGAGGACCACCCAGUGAACUUCUACCGCCGUACCAUUCACAUUCGUGAUCGAAACGGGGUACUUGUGCCAUGUACGGUCCCCCCACCUCAUCCUUUGAUUGGUUGUCACGUGGUCUCCGCGGCAAGCAUUCGCAACUCCAUCGCACGGAACGACGUGGAGGAAAUGGGCAUUCGUUUCUUGCACGCCCUCCCUCCUCCCGACGAGCCAGCGGCGGAACAACCACCGGAUCCACACAUUGUACAGCUUCUUGACUCCUAUGCCGACCUCUUUGAAGCCCCCGCCGAAAUCGUACCGAAUCGGCCUAUUCGUCACGAGAUCAUCCUCGAAGACGGGGCCGUACCUCCGCGUGGAUGUAUCUACCGCAUGAGCGAGGAGGAACUCGAAGUGCUUCGAACGCAACUCGAUGACCUCAUUGCCAAGGGCUGGAUUCGCCCUAGAUGCUCGCCCUACGGUGCACCUUUUCUCUUCAUUCGGAAGAAGAACAAGGAGCUACACUUAUGCAUUGACUAUCGCAAGCUUAAUGCUCAAACCAUUAAGAAUGUCGGCCCGCUUCCACGUAUCGACGAUCUUCUCGAACGCUUGGGCGGCGCCAAGUAUUUCUCCAAGUUGGGCCUCAAGGCCGGUUACCACCAGCUCGAGAUCCAUCCAAGAGAUCGAUAUAAAACCGCGUUCAAGACACGGCUUCGUACGGCCAAGUACAAGGCCAACCGAGCCAAGUUCGAAUUCGCACAACAAGAGCUCGAGUACUUGGGCCACUUUGUGACGCCGCAAGGCAUCCGUCCGCUUGCGGACAAGAUCAAGGCCAUUCAGGAUUGGCCGGAACCGACCAACACCACGGAGGUUCGCUCUUUCAUGGGAUUGGCCGGGUACUACCAACGCUUUGUCCAGAUUGCAGUCUCCACAGAGGUCCACGUGGCGAUAGGGAUUCGGAUCGGGAUGGGGAAGCUGACGCGGAGGCGGGCGGAGCGGCGAUCGGGAUCCGGAUCGGGAUUGGGAAGCGGUGCAGCAGCGCUGCCACGUGGCAGGGCCUUGGGGGCGGAGGUCGGCGGAGGUAGGCGAAGACGGGCGGAGGUAGGCGGAGACGGGAUUGGAAAGCGGAUUGGGAUUGGGAAGCGGAUCGGGAUUGGGAAGCCGCAUCGGGAUUGGGAAGCGGAUUGGGAAGUCGGAUCGGGAUUGAGAAGCGGAAGUGGAGGCGGGCGGAGGUCGGCGGAGACGGGCGGAGGUAGGCGAAUGCGGCCGGAGGUGGGCGGAGCUGGCUGAAGGUGGGGGGAGAGGAUCGGGAUCCGGAUCCGGAUCCG